Molecule: messenger RNA, 1623 nt
Organism: Hemisphaericaspora subhashii
Lineage: Eukaryota; Fungi; Ascomycota; Pichiomycetes; Serinales; Debaryomycetaceae
Exons: 1
Coding region: 1-1623 (540 amino acids)
Biological process (GO): protein refolding
Cellular component (GO): cytosol; nucleus; cytoplasm
Molecular function (GO): Hsp70 protein binding
Source: RefSeq, a predicted model, not a curated record
AUGGUAAAGGAGACAUAUUUAUACGAUUUAUUAGGUGUAGAAAUAUCUUCCACAACAGAAGAGAUAGCACGAACAUAUAAACGACAAGCGCUAAAAUGUCAUCCUGACAAAACAAAUCAUGAUCCAGAAUUAACCGAGAAAUUUAAAGAAUUAACCAGAGCUUAUGAAAUUUUACGAGAUCCCAAGCAACGAUCAGUAUAUGACAAAUAUGGAGAGGCGGGAUUGGAUGGCGUUAUAGAAGUGGCGUCUUCAUCACAAGCUCCAUCUACACAACAAAGACGGGGUGGUGGUGGUGGACGACCUCCGUUCCCAAAUGACAUAUUCUCACAAGUCUUUAAUGAUAUAAAUAGCAUGUUCUCCCAGCAUUCGAUGUUUAAUUUCCCGCCACCACCACCUGGAGGACAACAAACAUUUGUUAGAACAAGUACAACUAGCUUCUCGGGCAUUCCUAACCUCCAGCAACAGCAACAACAGAAUAUGAAAAAAGUUGUCCAACCAUAUGGAUCUCCCUUAGAUCAAGAAUUUGUCCGUGGAGAAGAUAUCCAUCAUACUUGUGAUGUUAAUCUUGGAGAUUUCGUAUAUGGGAAAACAAUUAAAUUAAACCUUCCCAAAAAUGUUAAAUGUGAAGUUUGUCAAGGAUAUGGAGGAUAUAAUCCCAAAACAUGUAAACAAUGUGAAGGAUCAGGAAAAAUUAUCACAACUUUUUAUAAUAACUUUUCACAAUUUCAACAAACAGGAUCAUGUCAACCAUGUAAUGGAACAGGUAUAUUCAUCGAUCCUAAUGACAGAUGUCCUGCAUGUGCAUUUACGGGAUAUGUACAUGAAACAAAACUUAUCAAGGUCAAUGUUUUACCAGGCUGUAAAAAUGGGGAUAGAAUAAUUUUACAAGGUGAAGCAGACGAAGGCAAGAAUAUCAUACCGGGAGAUGUAGUUAUUCAUCUCCGAGAAAGAUCACAUCCUUAUCUAAUCAGGAAAUAUAAUGAUUUAUACAUGGAUUAUGAAAUUGAUCUCAAGACGGCAUUACUAGGUGGACAGAUCACCAUUCCAAAUUUUCUUAAACAGGGACAAUCUUUACGCAUUUAUAUCAAUGUCCAUGGAAAUCGAAGCAUAAACAAUAGUAACAAUCCUUUGAUUCAAGAAGGUGAGAUUGUCGGCACGAUAAACUCCGGCGAACCAAAAAUCGUCAAGGGAUUAGGAAUACCCAUAAAUGAAAUAACAAAAGGAGGUGAAUUAAUCCAAAAUCUAGAAGAUGUUGACGGAUUAAGAGAUGUUCUAUUUGAUUUAAGUAGAUACAAUAGAGGGAAUUUAUAUAUAAAUUUUCAUGUUAGAUUACCUUCAAUUUCCGAUUUUUCGGAACCGGAUCUAUUAAAGCUUGGAGAAAUCUUACAUCAUAACACUACUUCGAAUCCAAAUGGACAAACAUCGUCAUCUUCGUCAUCAUCAACUCCUGAGGCAGAGCGUCGUGGAACGACUUUAGAAUCACAUUUAUCGAAUAUACCGAUGAGACAACAGUCACAACAAAGAGGGCUGUCGGCUAGUCCGUCAAAGGAUUAUAAUAUGGGAAAUAUGGACGACGAUGCAUAUUUUGACACUUCGAAGAAUGGAAAGAGAAGAAGAUAUUAA